Molecule: messenger RNA, 477 nt
Organism: Owenia fusiformis
Lineage: Eukaryota; Metazoa; Annelida; Polychaeta; Sabellida; Oweniidae
Source: the annotation of a GenBank genome assembly
UUGCAUUACAAUACUGACAGCUAGUUGUUAACAUUUUUGAUAGAAUAAUGUAUGUUUCUGAGAUUGUGCUUACUACUUUGGAAAGAUGAUAUCUAUCAGUAAUGUAUGUUUACAGGAUCUCCAUGUACAGUAGAGUCUUUGUCUGAUACAACUAUUGUUUGUGUCACUGGACCACGUCCUAGCAACCAGAAUCUGUACCCUGGCAACCGUGGAAUCAACAAAGAAAUGUGGAACUCCACUUCUGUAUCAUUUAAUGAACUAGAAGAGGUGAUGAACUACACAGAAAACAACCCUCCCAACUACUCCAUUGAGUGGAUGGAUGAAGCUGCAUUUAAAGACACAUCAAACAAAGAUAACUUUGUCACAAGGCUAAGGGGAUUCUUUGUGCCACCUGUCUAUAGUGAAUACAUGUUCUAUAUCAAGUCUGAUGAUACCAGUCGUCUCUACCUGAGCCAGUCUGCUGACACUGAAAAUAAG